GUGAACAAUACAAUAGGUACCUACAUAGUCGUUUACAAAUUCUAAUUUGAUAUUGAUUGAGUUGUAAAUUAUUACAGUCAAUGGCAGUAUAACAAAAUAACAAAACCCACAAUAUAAAUUCGAUGUUAUUGGUGAUCGUGUAAACAAAUAAAUAAUACAUAUUUGUGAGCUUUUAUUUAGCAGUGCCCUUUGGAAAGUUAAUAAACAGAAGUUACCGAGUAAUUAUCUACUUGUCACUCAAUCAUAUGUUAUCAAUUAGUGAUGUCAGUUUGUUUACUAAUGAAAGAUUAGGAUAAAAACGUCUAAUUUUUCUUCUUUUCGUUAUGAAUUUCGAUGAAUCGCCUGGAGGUUCGUCGAGUAAAGGACAAGAAAAUGGCGACGAUUCGAAUGGAUCUGAUCGCCCACUCAAGAAAGCACGUUUUGCAUGGCAAGUUAAAGGCAAAUACCAUUUAAAAAAUGAUGCAAACGAUGCGGCCGUGGAUGCUACAACAUCUACUGAGUCAGAAUCCACUGAUGAGGAAAUGGCUGGUUGUUCAGGCUAUACUUGUUUGACACCAGAUGACCUAUUAGACAAUACCAAUACCGACAUAAGUGAAGCUAUAGAUCCAUAUUUAGACACCUUAGGUGAAUACAUUUACGAUCAAGAGCUGAAAAACCUACAAUAUGUUACUGGUAGUGCUGAUGAAUCCCUUCGAAGAAUAAGUAAAAUAGAAGAUUUUGAAUAUAAAACUACAAGAAAUGAUUCUGUUAUUGGUAGUUAUGAAGUGGACUCUGUUCCUAUGUCAUUAGUAGCAUCAGAGACUUACACAGAAGACCAGUGCAUAGCUCGGUGGCAGGCUAAACAGAUGGCGAGAGGAUCUAUUGACAAUACAAUAAACCGUGUCCUAGAUUUCUGUAAAGAAAAUACAUUAACACCUGAAGAGGACCAUGUAGCACAUGAUGUGGCAGAACUAAUAAACAAUCUCCCUGAGGAUGACAGUAUUGAAAAUGAAGGAAUACUUAUGGCUAUCUCAGCUCACGGAUUACAAAAUGCAUCCAACUCUUCUUUAGCUAGAGUUGGGGAAUUUGAAGAACAAUGUGACUCAAUAGACUAUGAUGGAAUGCAACCAAAUGUAGAAAUUAGUGUACCUAAUUCUCGGUUGGAUGUAGAAUCUCCAGAAAGAUAUCAACAUGGUUUAAAUUUAGGAUUGAAUAAUAUAGAUAUGCAAUGGUCUUAUUCAAACGCUGAAAGGAGUAGAGGAAAUGCAAAUUCCCCAUCUCCAUCAAAUGUAGGCCUGCCAUUUGCAUUUAUUGAGAAUCUCCGUAAUGGUGAUGUAGCUUCUGGGAUUAUGAAUGAUUCUGACAAUCACUGUGAUGUCCUUGAUGCGGCCGUUCUGUUUGCCAUACAGAGCAAAGGAUUGACUACGUUUGGAACUGACUAUGGCUAAGAUUUACAUUUAGUUUGUUUUUGUUUUUGUAAAAUAUACUGUUGCUUAUAAAGACUAAUAAACUGAAGCACAAAAGGAUUUUAAGUAUAAGUGUAAUGCGGUUCUGCCAUAAAAUCAGUAUUUUAAAAUAAUAAAUUUUCUUAACAAUUUAUUUGUUGAAAUGUAACAAAUUCAUGUAAAUAAAACAUACCUAUUAGUUAUAGUUAUAUAUCUGAGGAGAACUAUGUAUACUGUACUAGUGUCAAAUGUUGUAGAGAAGUACAAAAGUUUCAAAUGUUUUGAAACAUAUAUCAUGCGACUGAUUUUGAAAAUGAGGACUUCAAUUUUUUACAUUACCAAUGCAUGUUUUAUUCUUAAUUUGUAGAAUAAUUAUAACAUUAAUCUCCUAUAUUAUCUGUCCAUUAUUAUUAAACAUUAGGUACAUUA
Spodoptera litura is the source of this 1853-nucleotide messenger RNA. RefSeq lists its product as uncharacterized. Lineage: Eukaryota; Metazoa; Arthropoda; Insecta; Lepidoptera; Noctuidae. The record is from RefSeq and is a predicted model, not a curated record.